This is a messenger RNA of Electrophorus electricus (electric eel), 1302 nucleotides long. It is a transcript of the gene rep15, whose product is annotated as RAB15 effector protein. The record is from RefSeq and is a predicted model, not a curated record. Gene Ontology annotation, biological process: receptor recycling. Lineage: Eukaryota; Metazoa; Chordata; Actinopteri; Gymnotiformes; Gymnotidae.
UCUUGGUAGUGAAGGCCAACUGUGACUUUGUUGGGAAUGGUUUCACACAAAGCUUUGAAUCCCCUUACAUACAAGUGCUUCGUUGCGAAAUAAGAUUCCAGAAAGGAGACGAAAGAGACAUCUGGAGCUUCUGUUUCCCCUACCACCAAAGACAGUCUGACACUGUACAUUAGGGAAACAACUGUUUGAUAAGAAGCAACCAGGAUGGACCAAGCAAAGAACCAAGCCAAAGCUAAACCCAGGAUACUCCGAAUUCUGUGGUCCAGGUCCAAUAACCUCUCACCCACAGCCACAUUUCUCUUCAGUGACUGUGUGGGUGUAGCCGCGGCCCGGACCCGCGAGUACCUUGCUUUCGCUGACCCAGAAAACAAGUUCCAGCCAAGUCCUUCUGCCCUGCGCGAGAUCUUCCUCAUGACUUACCUCCAGCGCAGCAGCCAGCUACACCUCGCCGACACCCUCACCUGCACGGCCAUGACCCCAGAGCAGAGGGUCCUCCUGGGGGCCGACUGGGUCUGGGCCGUGCUGGACCUUCCCAGCAGGAACCCCAAAAUCCAGAUUGCCGUCCAAGUCUUGCACGUUCUCCAGGAACCAGAGGCCAACACCACGAGGUCUGACGCACACGUGGAGAUCCUGCACAUGGCCAGCACGGCGACAGUGGAGAGGACGCGCGCGGAGAGGCUAGUGGGCUUCUGUUCGGCUGUCGGGUGGAGCUGCUUCGCUCUCUUCCUGUUCUUCGGCUUCGGGAGCGACCCGGGGAACAUCUGCGGCCUGCUGAGCAACAACCUGCACGCAGCAGUGGGGAAGUGCGUCCGCGUCGACCAGACCUUCGUCCAGAGCUUCUUCAGAGGCGCCAAGCACUUCGUCACAGCGGCUGGGAUGGUGCAAGCUGUGGUCAGUGCGGAGGAAAGCGCUCCUCUCACCAUGCUUGUGAAGUUCACUUAACGUGCUCAUGCCCGGAAUUCACAGCUGCUCUCAGCAGGCAUGGCGAGGAAGUGGUGAAGCCUUGGCACGGACCUUUCCGCUGACAGAUUCCCGCUCCAGGUGUUUCACAUACACUCUAACGUCUAACUAGAUACGACUACACAAAAAGAUCUGAUGAUAAAUUAAGAAUAUGAGCACCAGCAGUAGUACUUUGGUGGGAUUUGCGUUUUGCCCAGAGUCAUAUGUAAUUCAACACCUUUCACUCACUGCUAAGCCAUUUGUAAUGGGAAGUAAACCGCUAUUUAAGAUGACAAUAAGUUUUAAAUUUGAUUUGGUGGAAGUGAGAUGCAGAUUAAGAAAAUAAAUAUCUUUAUGAUCUUU